AUGGCAGCCAAUACACAGGGAGCUAAAGACCACUGGUCAGCUGAGGCUUAUGCUACCUCUGCAUCCUUUGUGCCGAAGCUCGCCGGCAAGCUGCUUCAAUACCUGGACCCCAAACCAACAGACAAAAUCCUCGAUAUCGGCUGCGGUGAUGGAAAAUUCACAGACAAUUUCAUUCCAGCCAUCGAGUCUGUCCUAGGUAUUGACUCAUCUCAGUCUAUGAUCGGGUCUGCCAACAAGGACUACGGAAGCCCUAAGGCUAGUUUCCGCGUUGUGGACUGCCGGUAUCUGGAGAAGGAAACUUCAAUUGUGAAUGGAUCGUGGGAUAAAGUGAUCUCCAACGCAGCUCUCCACUGGAUCCUGCGUGACGAGACAACACGGAUGUCAACCCUUCGCGCCAUCUAUGGCAGUCUGAAGCCUGGCGGUACUUAUGUAUUUGAGAUGGGUGGUCAUGGUAAUGUUGCCGAGGUCAAGACGGCUCUGAUCUAUGCUCUCGUGCAGCAGGGCAUUCCCAUUGAGAAGGCGAAGGAGACGAGUCCUUGGUUCUUCCCGUCUGAUACUUGGAUGCGGAGUGCGCUGGAGGAAGUUGGGUUCCAGGUCGAAACGGUUGAACUGGAAUACCGCCCGACUAAGCUCACUACCGAUGCCAAGGGUGGAUUGGAGGGAUGGGUUCGACUGAUGGGUGCUCAAUUCCUGGAGGCUCUGCCUCAGGAGAAGUGGGAUGCUGUGGUGCGUCAGGUUUGUGACGUCCUUGAGGACGUUGUUACUCGCGGUGAAGAUGGUAGCCAGUGGCUGGGAUAUGUGCGGCUCAGGGGUAUCGCGAAGAAGAUUUAA
Molecule: messenger RNA, 831 nt
Organism: Penicillium canescens
Lineage: Eukaryota; Fungi; Ascomycota; Eurotiomycetes; Eurotiales; Aspergillaceae
Product: class I SAM-dependent methyltransferase
Exons: 3
Coding region: 1-831 (276 amino acids)
Source: RefSeq, a predicted model, not a curated record